This is a messenger RNA of Aaosphaeria arxii CBS 175.79, 4431 nucleotides long. Its product is annotated as V-type ATPase. Gene Ontology annotation, biological process: proton transmembrane transport; ATP metabolic process. Gene Ontology annotation, cellular component: proton-transporting V-type ATPase, V1 domain; fungal-type vacuole membrane. Bases 1 to 4431 code for a protein of 1476 amino acids. The transcript is spliced from 13 exons. Gene Ontology annotation, molecular function: GTPase activity; GTP binding; proton-transporting ATPase activity, rotational mechanism. The record is from RefSeq and is a predicted model, not a curated record. Lineage: Eukaryota; Fungi; Ascomycota; Dothideomycetes; Pleosporales.
AUGCUAGGCUUGCGACCUCGUCUAAGACCUCGACCGUCUCUCCUUGAUCUUGUCCGAAAGAAGGAUAUCGACGAACUCUCCCAGUCGCUGAGCCACAAUACACCGCUCGAGGCCGACAACGACGCAAUCCAUAUCCCGCUCCCAACGAGCCCGGUAGUGACGCCUUCGAUCGAAGUCACCAGUCCUCCACCCUAUCGCAUCGAGCAAGAUACACCCCGUAUCAUCGUAUCAGAGGACCAGAAUACAGAAAACAUGGCCCCCAAGCAACAGAAGAAGGAGCAGAAGGAGGAUUCUGAGCAGUAUGGCUCCGUAUACUCCGUCUCUGGACCCGUCAUUGUGGCCGCAGACAUGAUCGGAUGUGCUAUGUACGAACUUGUCCGUGUUGGUCAUGAUAACUUGGUCGGAGAGGUCAUUCGAAUUGAGGCAGAUAAGGCCACUAUUCAGGUUUAUGAGGAAACAGCUGGUGUCACCGUUGGCGACCCCGUCUUUCGCACUGGAAAACCUCUCUCCGUCGAACUUGGUCCCGGUCUCAUGGAAACCAUCUACGACGGUAUUCAGCGCCCCCUUGCCGAAAUCGGUAAAGAGUCGAACAGUAUUUAUAUUCCCCGCGGUAUUGAUGUCCCCGCCCUGGACCGCAAGAGGAAGUGGGAUUUCACACCUGGCAAGCUGAAGGUUGGAGAUCAUAUCACUGGAGGCGACGUUUUCGGUACCGUCUUCGAGAACAGUCUUCUGAGUGAACACAAGAUUAUGCUCCCUCCCAGAGCCCGUGGAACAAUCACGCGCCUUGCUGAUAAGGGUAGCUACACUGUGGACGAAAAGAUCUUGGAGAUUGAGUUCAACGGAACCAAGUCUGAGUACAGCAUGAUGCACGAAUGGCCCGUCCGUGUGCCCCGUCCCAGUACCGAGAAGCUGUCUUCCGACCGACCACUUAUUGUCGGCCAACGUGUGCUUGACGCCCUUUUCCCCAGUGUCCAAGGUGGAACCGUGUGCAUUCCUGGCGCCUUUGGUUGCGGAAAGACUGUCAUCAGUCAGUCGCUAUCCAAAUUUUCGAACUCCGAUAUCAUUAUCUACGUGGGCUGUGGUGAGCGAGGUAACGAGAUGGCUGAGGUCUUGAUGGAUUUCCCUGAGCUCGAGAUUGAGGUCAACGGCAAGAAAGAGCCCAUCAUGAAGCGAACUGCUCUCAUUGCCAACACCUCUAAUAUGCCUGUCGCUGCGCGAGAAGCCUCUAUUUACACUGGAAUUACGAUCAGCGAAUAUUUCCGCGAUAUGGGUAAGGACGUGGCCAUGAUGGCAGACUCUUCUUCUCGAUGGGCUGAGGCCCUUCGUGAGAUCUCGGGACGUUUGGGUGAAAUGCCUGCUGAUCAAGGUUUCCCCGCCUACCUUGGUGCCAAGCUAGCAUCUUUCUAUGAGCGUGCCGGCCGUGUCACUGCUCUUGGAAGUCCCGAGCGACAUGGUAGUGUCAGUAUCGUUGGUGCUGUCAGCCCUCCUGGUGGUGAUUUCUCGGACCCCGUCACGACUAGUACCCUCAACAUUGUCCAAGUUUUCUGGGGUCUGGACAAGAAGCUUGCCCAGCGAAAGCAUUUCCCUUCCAUCAACACUGGUCUCAGUUACAGCAAGUACACCGGACCGCUUGACAAGUUCUAUGCGGAGAACAACCCUGACUUCCCACGUCUGAGAGAUCGUAUCAAGGAAUUGCUCACAACAUCCGACGAUUUGGACCAGGUUGUUCAGCUUGUCGGAAAAUCUGCUCUUGGUGACCCUGACAAGAUCACUCUCGAUGUAGCAACGCUGCUUAAGGAAGAUUUCCUCCAGCAGAACGGAUACUCAGACUACGAUCAAUUCUGCCCGCUCUGGAAGACAGAAUGGAUGAUGAAGAACAUGAUGGCAUUCCAUGACGAGGCACAGAAGGCUGUCGCACAGGGACAAAGUUGGGCCAAGAUCCGUGAGUCCACUGGCGAGAUCCAGAGUGAACUUCGUAGCAUGAAGUUCGAGGUUCCCACACAGGGUGAGGAGGCGAUCACCAAGAAGAUCGCCGUCAUCUGCCUGCCUACCUGUGGCUGUGCGCCGCAACAAGAUCCUAGUCCAACUCCUGUGGUCGGCGCAUGUCGUCUCGCUCACGGACCAAGUCCCACAGCUAGCUACGUUCGCAUCCGCAACGCAACGACGAACCCAAAACUUAACACCACUCCCAUAUCACCGCUUUUACAACAACUCCUCUACACCCCUCUCCGACCCGACCGUCGCAACCUAUUUAAUACCUGCCCGCCUACACGCCUACCUCGAUCCCGCCAGCCAUGGCGACAAACCCAACUGCGUAGGUGGAAUCCCCUUGGGCAGGCAACCCCUCGGAACGGACUGCGGAAUGCUAACGUAUGCCCCGAUAGCAUCAACGUCAACGAUCCUGGGCUGAUUACCCUCGUCAACAAGCUCCAGGAUGUAUUCACCACCGUAGGAGUUCAAAAUCCUAUCGAUUUGCCCCAGAUUGCAGUCGUUGGAUCGCAAUCUAGCGGAAAGAGCUCUGUGUUAGAGAACAUUGUUGGUCGAGAUUUCCUCCCCCGAGGAACCGGUAUCGUGACGCGAAGACCUUUAAUUCUCCAACUCAUCAAUCGGCCGGCUAGCAACCAGUCUCAAACAAACGGCGUUAGCGAGGAGGUGAAGACAUCGGAUAAGGAGUCCAACAAAGACGAGUGGGGCGAGUUCUUGCACAUCCCAGGCCAGAAAUUCCAUGACUUCAACAAGAUCCGCGACGAGAUCGUACGAGAGACAGAAUCUAAGACAGGGCGCAAUGCGGGCAUUUCGCCAGCUCCCAUUAAUUUACGAAUCUACUCGCCAAACGUCCUCACCCUGACCUUGGUUGAUCUUCCAGGUUUGACCAAGGUCCCUGUCGGCGACCAGCCGCGCGAUAUCGAGCGACAAAUCCGAGAGAUGGUGCUGAAGCAGAUUAGCAAGUCUAAUGCGAUAAUAUUGGCUGUCACCGCGGCAAACACUGAUUUGGCAAACUCGGAUGGACUGAAGCUUGCGCGGGAGGUGGAUCCGGAAGGUCAGAGGACGAUUGGUGUGCUCACCAAGGUCGACCUCAUGGACGACGGCACCGACGUUGUUGACAUUCUCGCUGGACGAAUUAUCCCCCUGCGACUAGGAUACGUACCUGUCGUUAACCGUGGACAGAGGGAUAUUGAGAACAAGAAGGCUAUCUCGUAUGCGCUUGAGCAUGAGAAGAACUUUUUUGAAAACCACAAGGCGUAUAGAAACAAGGCUGCUUACUGCGGUACACCAUAUCUGGCUCGCAAGCUCAACUUGACGCUUCCGGACAUCAAGGCACGCAUCUCUUCCUCUUUACAGAAGUACUCGGCCGAGUUGAGUCAACUUGGAGACUCCAUGCUCGGAAACAGCUCAAACAUUGUACUCAACAUGAUUACAGAGUUCAGCAACGAGUACCGAGGAGUCCUAGAGGGAAACAACCAAGAGCUUACGGCCACUGAGCUUUCUGGAGGUGCCCGUAUCUCUUUCGUGUACCACGAGCUUUAUGCCAAUGGUAUCAAGGCGGUUGAUCCAUUCGACAUGGUCAAGGAUGUCGAUAUUCGCACUGUCCUCGUCAACUCCUCUGGAUCUUCCCCAGCGCUUUUUGUUGGUACAACAGCCUUCGAGGUCGUCGUCAAGCAACAGAUCAAGAGAUUGGAAGAUCCCAGUUUGAAGUGUGUGAGCCUAAUCUAUGACGAGCUGAUCCGAAUUCUCGGCCAGCUUCUUGCGAAGCCCAUGUUCAGGCGAUACCCUGCGCUCAAGGAGAAGUUCCAUGUUGUUGUGGUUCAAUUCUUCAAGAAGGCCAUGGAACCAACCAACAAGCUCGUCAAAGAUCUCGUCGCUAUGGAGUCAUGCUAUGUCAACACUGGCCACCCAGACUUCAUCAACGGUUCUCGUGCCAUGGCCAUCGUCCACGAGCGACACAACUCCACAAAGCCCACGCAGGUUGACCCUAAGACCGGAAAGCCACUUCCCCCAGCAGUCCCUCCGCGAUCGAUCUCUCCAUCUAUGGAUUCGAACGAAGGAGGUGGCUUCUUCGGAUCCUUCUUUAACACAAAGAACAAGAAGAAGAUGGCAGCUAUGGAGCCACCACCAUCGAUGCUGAAGGCUUCAGGAACGCUUUCUGACAAGGAAGCUCAGGAGGUCGAAGUUAUCAAACUUCUUAUUACUUCCUACUUCAACAUUGUCCGCCGAACUAUGAUCGACAUGGUUCCCAAGGCCAUUAUGUUGAACCUUGUUACCUUCACCAAGGAGGAGAUGCAACGAGAACUUCUCGAGAACAUGUACAAGACCGAGGAGUUUGACGACCUUCUCAAGGAGAGCGACUUCACCGUCCGAAGGAGGAAGGAAUGCCAACAGAUGGUGGAGAGUCUUUCAAGGGCCCAAGAAAUCGUCAACCAAGUGCAGUAA